AUGCCCCCAUCUCACAGUUUGCUCCUCUCCACAGUGUUCCAGCUCACAUGGCUGGGCUCGCUGGCUGAUGAUCGCUUCCAGACGGUCAAAUGGCGUUGCUUUCCGCGGUUCUCUUAUCAGUCCGGUUUAGGUAAUCCCUGGAUGGGCGGACGCGGGCCCGCGUGGGGUUUCAUUGACCGUUUCUUUUCAGACAAUCUCAGGGACCGGCAUGUCCCGACAUCGGCCUUGACAAUGAGGGACCGCAGAACCGCAGGACUACCGCGGGACGGCGGGAGGCUCUGGAGCUCUGGAGCAGAGGCGGCUCUGGAGCUUGUCGUCUUGGCCGGUGUGCUGGAGAGACUGGAUCACAAAGCGGGAGCUAAGCAGCCAAUGGACCGUGGGAAUUGGCAAUAUCCUGGAUAA
Messenger RNA from Neurospora tetraspora, 402 nucleotides. RefSeq lists its product as uncharacterized. Lineage: Eukaryota; Fungi; Ascomycota; Sordariomycetes; Sordariales; Sordariaceae. The record is from RefSeq and is a predicted model, not a curated record. The transcript has a single exon. The coding region runs from base 1 to 402 and encodes 133 amino acids.